Messenger RNA from Daphnia carinata, 2212 nucleotides. Its product is annotated as SET and MYND domain-containing protein 4-like. The transcript has 8 exons. Bases 86 to 2152 code for a protein of 688 amino acids. Gene Ontology annotation, molecular function: protein binding. The record is from RefSeq and is a predicted model, not a curated record. Lineage: Eukaryota; Metazoa; Arthropoda; Branchiopoda; Diplostraca; Daphniidae.
AAAGUUUUGCCAACGACGUGUGCUUUCCACGUCUCCUCUCUUUUUAUUCCAAUUUACAUAUUGAAUUUGGAUCCAAAAGCUCAAUAUGGAUGAAAUUGAUGGACUUGGUCAGCUCACUGAUUUCCGUCGCCUUUGCAGUGAUCUCACGUUGCAGACGAAAAAGGAAGGAUUCUUUAAGGAUUACUUGGCGUCCAUUGUUGAUCAAGUGAGCGAGGAAGAAUUUCAAGAAUUCAGCAAACAACAAACGGAUUAUGAUCGCAUUCGCUAUUGCUGGACCCUCCCGGCGUUACACAAAACGAUGAAGAGCUUCCGGCCUUCUUAUCGUGGCAAAUCGGCCGAUGAGUCAGCCAAACGACGUGAGCAAGGCAACGAAGCUUUUAGAGAAAAAGAUUAUCGCAAAGCCUUGGUCAUGUACAAUCAGAGCAUCGCCUACGCCCCAUACAGUUCGCUGUUGGAGAAGACGACAUUGGCCUUGGCCUUGGCUAAUCGUUCAGCUGUUUUGGUCCAUUUGAAAGAAUACCAACUGGCUGUUCGCGACAUCCAACUGUCCCUGCAAUCCAACUACCCCGAAAAGCAGCGUUACAAACUCUACGACCGAAUGGGCUUCUGCCAUCAACAGAUGGGCGAGACGGCCAAAGCUCGUGUGGCUUACACGGUGGCGUUAGAUUGUCUUGCAGAGAGCGAUUUGGAGUUGCACGCGUUGGAAAAUUGGCGUCAGACGAUCGAAAAGAGCCGAUCAAAAUUGCCAUCGAGCAGCAAUCCGUCAAACAAGGCAACGAUGACGAACGAGCUGCCGGAAUUGUUGGGUGGGGCCCAUCCUACCAUUGCGAACGCAUCACGGAAUUUAUCUUUGAAAAUGGACGACAACUGCGGCCGUUAUUACGUGGCAGCUGACGAUAUCAAACCGGGUCAGACGUUGGUGUGCGAGAAACCGUACGCUGCGUGUCUCCUUCCUGGAAAAUUUACAAGUCAUUGUCAUCACUGUUUCGUUCGAUUGAUUGCUCCGUUGGGAUGCAUGACGUGUCGUGGCGUCUUCUAUUGCAGCGUCGAAUGCAGAGAUGAGGCCGGCUCCACUUACCACCAAUACGAAUGUGGGAUCGUGGAUAUUUUGACAGCGUCUGGCUCUUCCAUCCUCUCGUGGAUUGCCUUGAGGAUUUUGACAAAAGGCAAAUUGGAAGACUUCCUCGCAGCGCGUCAGCAACUGGAGAAGGGGAGGCUUGUCCAGCAAGCAGACAAUUACAGUUGCAUCUAUCAUCUUGCCACGUUGUCUCAUCUGCGUUCAGACAAGGAUUUUUUCGAUCGUACUUUUAUGGCUUUGUUCCUGUUCCAGUGUCUGAGAGCCUCUGGAUUUCUACAGACACGCCAUCGCUACGAAGAAGACGCACUCAACAUCACCGACGAUGAAAUUUACAUAGCUUCUUUGCUUCUGCGUCACUUGCAGCUUUUACAGUUCAACGCGCACGAAAUUCAUGAAUUUGUGCAACUGAACGAGAAGAAUAUGCGGAGCACCAAGACCGUCUACAUCGGCGUGGGCAUUUAUCCGACGGUCGCCUUUUUUAAUCAUAGCUGUCGACCGGAUGUGGCAAGGUAUUUUCUGGGCACGGCUAUGGUUAUCACUUCAUCACGUUCCAUUCGUCGUGGUCAAAUGGUUGCCGAAAAUUACGGGCCCAUUUUUACUCACAAACAUCUGGCCGAUCGACAGCAAAGUCUUUUAGGAAGGUAUUGGUUUCAAUGCAAAUGUCCUGCUUGCGAAAACGAUUGGCCCGUCUACGAUGGCAUGCCCGACAUGGAAUCUGUCUUGAUUUGCUGUCCCUUAUGCCGAGGACCUGUUCAAUCCGUCAAUUCGUCUUACGCUCGUUGCACAAAGUGCAAGAAACAAUCGCUGUGGGAAGCCAUUCGACGGCCUGUAGACGAAAUCUCUUCGCUCUACCAGACGGGCAUGCGGAUCAUGGACUCGGGCCAGGUGGAUAAAGCCGUCCAGGUCCUUAGUUUAUACAUUGAAAUGAUGGAGACGUUAGUGGAUGAUUUGCCCAUCCGCGAACUGUUUCUAGCGCAAGAAGCCCUUCGUCUGUGUCUCGGCACCUAUGGCACGAAGUACGUGGCAACGUCGCAUCUCUCGUUCAAAGCAGCUGGGGCCAAUCUAAACGUGUAAUUCGACAAUGAUUUUGUAUUGCGUGUCGACAUGUUGAUCCCAUACACUAGACAACUUCUA